GUUUGACUGAGGAAGAAUAAAGUAGUCGUGAUUUCAAGCAGACUCCUGAUAAAGAUCAGAUUUGGGGACGUACAGGAAACAACAUCUUUUUUUCUCUUUCUGUUCUCAUCAUUAGCGGACUGCAGAAUUUUUGAUACUUGGUUCAUUUCUGCACAUCUAAAGGGAUCACAUCAGUAAACUGGGAAAGGGAGCCUUGUAGUGUAAUUCCUGACUUGACCUGGUUGGAAGAGCCAUCACUCAGAUAUCACAAUGUCAGAAGAAUACACCACGUGCUAUGAUUACCAAGAUUGCUUUGACUUUCCUAACUGCACAGACUGUUCUCCUACCAACGUAAGUGAUGUAAAGGACUUCAACAAAGUGUUUCUCACCACUCUCUACAGUUUGGUUUUCAUCAUGGGCUUCAUAGGUAAUGGACUAGUGGUGUAUGCCGUGGUGAAGCACCGCAAUCAGUGCAACCUGACAGACAUCUGCCUCUUCAACCUGGCUCUCUCUGACCUCCUCUUCGUCUUCACGCUGCCUUUCUUCUCUGACUAUGUCAGGGUCGGCCAGUGGACUUUUGGAGACUUCAUGUGCCGUUUGAUUUCCUGCUCUCACCACAUUGGCUUCUUCAGCAGCAUCUUCUUCAUGGUUGUCAUGACGCUGGACCGUUAUGUGAUCAUCGUGCACGCUCACAGGGUUGCAUGUUAUCGCACAAAGAGGGCUUCCAUCAUUCUGACCGUGCUCGUUUGGAUGCUGAGCUUGUUUGUCUCUCUGCCAGAUUUUAUCUUCAGAAAGGCAAUAGGACAGGAAUCCCAAGGAGUGCAGUGUGACUAUCCUGACGAGAGCAAAAUAUGGGAGCGUUAUGAUUUGUUUACCACAAAUGUGCUGGGUCUUGUGAUUCCUUUGUUGGUGAUGGUAGGUUGCUACUCCAGGAUCAUCCCCAGGCUGGUAAACACGAGGACCACAAACAGGCACCGCAUCGUCAAGCUGAUCAUCUGCAUAGUGGUUGCAUUUUUCUUACUCUGGGCCCCGUAUAACAUUUCCCUUUUCCUAAAGUUCCUCCUGGAAAAAGAAAUAAUCCUCAAUGAUAAAGUCUUGGAUGAAAAUAUAAGGCUGUCAAUAACAGUGACUGAAGCCUUUGCUUACACUCACUGCUGUCUGAAUCCCAUCAUAUAUGCUUUUGUGGGAGAGAAGUUUAUGAGACGAGCCUUGCAGCUGCUGACAAAGUUGGUGCCUGGUUACCGCAGAGAUCUGACAGACCGCUCAUUCAGGAGAAGCUCAGUUAUGUCCAGGGGCUCUGAAAUCACCUCCACCUUUAAAUUGUAGAAGGUGGAGGACAGUUGUAAGUAUUUUGUCAUGAAUGUUUCACCCUGUUAUUACUGCAGACCGUGCCUUGUUCAUGUUUGUUUUGUUCAUUUGGGAGCGUUAUUUGACAAAUACGACAGUGUUCUUCACCUGUCUGUCACCUUCAAAAUGUGUCUCUACACUUUUGGACCUUUUGAAUUUACAGCAAUUUUUUUCCUGACGGUUAGAUUGUAAAUGUACUCAAUACUUCUUUAAUGCCUUUAAUGUGUAUUAGCACUGCCGAUUUACAGAAUCUUAAUCAGCUUCGACUCUAAUACUCUUCUUUCUUCUGCUCAGGUUAAAUUAAACUUGCUGGUCUGUUAAACUGAACCUGCUGUUUUACAGCAACCUGUAACAAUUUGCUUACUUCUUCAGACAUCUUUUAUGAGCCUUACAUGUUUGCAGAAACACACCAAAAACAGCAUAAAACUAUUUCAGAUCUUGUACAAAAUGUGCACAUUGUCUUACUGUUAUUCACAUUUCUAACUAU
Molecule: messenger RNA, 1813 nt
Organism: Oreochromis niloticus (Nile tilapia)
Lineage: Eukaryota; Metazoa; Chordata; Actinopteri; Cichliformes; Cichlidae
Product: C-C chemokine receptor type 2-like
Exons: 4
Coding region: 250-1305 (351 amino acids)
Biological process (GO): immune response; G protein-coupled receptor signaling pathway; positive regulation of cytosolic calcium ion concentration
Cellular component (GO): membrane; external side of plasma membrane
Molecular function (GO): C-C chemokine receptor activity; C-C chemokine binding
Source: RefSeq, a predicted model, not a curated record